Trypanosoma cruzi is the source of this 1731-nucleotide messenger RNA. RefSeq lists its product as uncharacterized. The coding region runs from base 1 to 1731 and encodes 576 amino acids. Lineage: Eukaryota; Euglenozoa; Kinetoplastea; Trypanosomatida; Trypanosomatidae. The record is from RefSeq and is a predicted model, not a curated record. Gene Ontology annotation, molecular function: protein binding. The transcript has a single exon.
AUGCGGAGAGGCGUCAAGCGUGCGGCCCGCGCAGGGAACGACGGUGUUCCCGUUACCCGCAGGCGACUGCGUGAUCGAGCGGAGGAAGAGGCGGAGGAGAAGAAAAGGCGGCUGCAGCAGGAGGCCGUCGCAGGGGGCCUUGCGCUCAAGAGCGAGGAGGAGGAGUGGGAGGACACAACUGACGAUGAACAGGAGGAGGACGGCAGUGUAGACGAGGGACUGGACGGGAUGAUGGAGGAGGAGAUAAUCGACGAGGGUGAGGAUGAAGACGAGGAUUACGCCGAGUUCCAGCGUGAGGCGGAUGCGGUGACGAAAGGCCUUAGACGCAUAACAUUUGACGAUAGUGCGCUGCAGCAGCAGCAACUGAAUGAGGGGGGCGAUGAUGGUGAGGAGGCCGUGCCUACUGUCUGGCGCAGCGACCAGGCAGAGGAAGGGCCGCAGCAGCUCGUUUACUCCAACAAGGCGUAUGACUCCUUUUUUCAGUUGCGCACUGAAUACCCGUCUCUCUCCUUUGAUGUGCUGCGGGACAGAGACACCGCGAAUCACAGCAAGUACCCGCUCUCACUCACGCUGGUGUGCGGUUCACAGGCAGACGAGCUCUCCAAGAAUCAACUCUACGUGUUGCGCAUCCAAAAUAUUUGCCGGACGAAACACGAUGGUGACAGUGACAGCGAGAGCGACGACAGCUACAUUGGAGAUGAGGGGGAUAGCGAAGAUGACGUGGAUGAGGACGAGGGCGUUGAAUUCAACAACGGUGAGCCCAUUGUGCAGCAUCGGACCAUUUCUCACUACGGCACAGCAAAUCGUCUCCGUUGUGCCCAUCACAAUACAAACUUAGUGGCCGUAUGGUCCGAUGCCGGGCAUGUGCAGGUGUUCGAUCUGGAAAAUGACGUCAACAUGUUGUGUGAUUACGCGAACUGGGCGAAGAAACAGUUAAAAAAUCCCGUGCAGAAAAAGCCCUCUGCCUUAGUCUUUUGUACUCCAUCAAAAGCACACAGAACAGAAGGGUAUGGAUUGGACUGGAGUCCCGUUGCGCAGAACGUCUUUGCCUCUGGAGACUGUGGGGGAAAUUUGUUCGUGUGGCAGCCUUCUGAUGACGGUCGCUGGCGGGCAGCUGCCAGCAACACAAGCGAUACACAAACGCCUUCCAUUGAGGAGAUUCAGUGGAGCCCCACACAGUCCGAUGUACUCAUCACCACUCGUGUCGGCGGCGUGGUGGAGGUGUGGGACACCCGUGACAUGCGGAAAAGUAAGAUUCACUGGCAAGCUGACUCCACGGACAUCAACGUUGCGGAUUGGAACAGGGCGCGACAAGCUUCACACCUGCUAGUCACUGGUGCUGAUAGCGGUGCAGUUGCCGUGUGGGAUCUCCGCAAGGUCUCUGCGGCCACUCCAAUUCAGCGGUUGCCGUGGCACAGGGGAAGCAUCACAUCGGUGGAAUUUUCUCUGCACAAUGAGAGUGUGUUGCUCGUGACCGGAGACGAUGGUCAGUGCACACUGUGGGAUCUCAGCCUUGAGCGCGAUCCUAGUGAGGAGAAGGAGGUGAUUGGUGAGCUGUUCGGGCGACCGGACCUGACCGGCGUUCCUGACCAGCUGAUGUUUCAGCACCAAGGGCUUGAACACCCGAAGGAGGCCCACUGGCAUGCACAGGUCCCCGGCAUGGUGAUUACGACCGAUUACUCGGGGCUGCACCUAUUUCGGCCCAUGAACUGGCGUUCGCUCAUGAAGUAG